UUGCGGAAGAAGCCCUUGUGUUGUUCCCUUCUUUUUUCUCCUCUCUCCCGCCACUUCCCCAGCGGCCAGAUAUGGUGAGGGUGGAGGCGGCGGCUUUUCCCGGCGGGAUGAUGCCGGAAUCUUUAACGGCGUCAGGCCGGAGCGCGGAAAAGCUCAGCCUCGUGACGCUUCAGUCGGAGAUGAAGCGCGACCCGGAGGGCUACGAGGAGGAGCUCGGCCGCGUCUACAGCCGCUUCCACUCCUCCCUCGACCUCUUCCGGCAGACCGCUGGUCUCUCUCGCUUGUCCGGCGGUUGCGAGCCCGCCGUCGCUAAGGAGCUCGGCGACCUCUGUAUGUUUCUUGCGCACGUCAUGCCCUUCUACCCGGGCCGCCUGGACGGCUUCCCCGGUGAACUCGUCGAGCUUCUCCGGAUCAACGCGGCCUCUCUCCCAGGCGAUCUUCGGCUUCAGAUAGCCAAAGCACUAAUGCUUCUCGGCAACCGUGGGGUGAAUUAUUCGUUUCUCCUUCUCUUUUUUCCGAUGGUUGAUAUUGCAGAAACAGUGUCGAUCUUUAUGGACCUUCAAACACUUCAGCACGGCAUUUUGCGAAAGCUUUCCUUCUCCCAUGUUGUGCAUAGCAUCAGAAGGAUGAAUCAGAAGAAGAAUAAGAAGGAUGGCAAACUCAAUCCUCAAGAUAUCCUUAUUAAUAUGCUCAAGGAAGAUGAUGAGGCUAGAGCAAGGAGAUCCCUUCGUGUACUUUGUGAUCUCCAUCGUCGGAGGGUGUGGUUUGAUGACAAGACUGCAAAUGCAAUUUGUGAAGCUUGUUUCCAUCAUUCUUCCAGGGUUAUGAAAGAUGCUCUUUCCUUCCUUCUUGGUUAUGAACGGGUGGGGGACAAUGAGAGUGAGAACUCUGAUAGUGAAGAUGAAGGAACUGAGCAGAAACCUGUAGUUAUUCUCAAUAAGGAGGAUGUCUAUAAGGCCCAUCAUAAAGGUACAACUGCUAGCAAGAAGAAAAAAAAGGCAAAGUUGGAGCGUGUAAUGCGCAGUUUAAAGAGACAGCAGAGAGUUUCAUCUGAAAAUAUGGGACCAAACAGCUAUUCCCCUCUUUCUCGAUUAAGGGAUGCUCAGGGCUUCGCAGAGAAGCUGUUUUCUCACCUUCAAACAUGCAAUGAACUAUUUGAGGUUAGGAUGAUGAUGCUAAAAGUGAUUGCACGAACAAUUGGACUUCAUUGCCUAGUUCUAUUGAAUUUCUAUCCUUAUAUUCAAAAAUAUGCUCAGCCUCAUCAGAAAGAUGUCACAAGUCUUCUUGCUUCUGCAGUUCAGGCAUGCCAUCAUAUGGUGCCUCCUGAUGCAGUUGAGUCACUCUUCAGGCAGAUAGUAAAUCAAUUCAUCCAUGACCGUUCUCGACCCGAGGCUAUUGCUGUUGGGCUGAAUGUUGUGAGGGAAAUCUGUUUACGCAUUCCUCUGCUGAUGACUGAAGAAUUGCUCCAAGACCUUGUCCUCUACAGGAGUUCUCGUGAAAAAGCUGUUUCCUCAGCUGCUCGUUCAUUAAUGUCCUUAUUUAGACAGUUAUGCCCUGCAUUGCUUUCCAAGAAAGAUCGCGGGCGAUCUUCUGAUCCCAAAGCUAGGCCAAAGGCAUUUGGGGAAGUCAAAGUAUCUAGUGAUGUGCCUGGUGCUGAUCUAUUGUUAGAAUAUCAGCAGAGAUCAAAACCUAGUGAUGGCAGUGAUGUUGAUGAAGACGGCUUUAUUAGUGACAGUGGAAGAGGUGAAGAGUCUGGUGGUGAUGAUGAUAGUGACAGUAAUGCUGGUUGUGUUGAGCGUGAGGAAGAUGUAGCUAUUCAUGGGAGUGAAGAAGCAGAAGAAGAAGAUGACGAGGAGGAGGAUGAGGAUGAGGAGGUCAAUGGGAGUGAAGAAGAAGAUGUGGAUGAGGAUGAGGAGGUGGAUGAGGAUGAGGUGGAUGAGGAGGAUGAGGUGGAUGAGGAGGAUGUGGAUGAGAAGGAUGUGGAUGAGGAUGAUGGGAGUGAAAAUGAAGAUGAUAACAGUGAUGGUCAUGAUUAUUUCGAUUCUGCUAUGGGAGAUGAAGUAGGUGAAGAAAAUGGCAGUCAUAGUGAACCCAUUGGUGAUGGUGAAUGUAGACUGCAUAAGCGGAAGCGACCUGAGCCAGAUAUUCCAAUCAGUACUGAUUCAAGUCUUGGGGCUUUGAGGAGGUUGGUGUCCACGAAGAUGGAAGAUGUCACACCAGUGAAUUCUGAUGGCAUUCUAUCCAAUGAAGAAUUCCAGCUAAUAAAGAAGUUAAAAGCAAAGAAGGAAGCAAAGUUAGCAUUGGCAUCACAUGGCUUGUCGAGAGGCCAAUCGGACUCAAAUGUAGUACCAAAGAUUCCUGAUGCUGAAACCCUUCAUAAAACACGUGUUGAUCCUACUAAACUUGAGGCAAACAUUAAAAGGAAACUGACUAAAGAGGAGAGGUUGGCAAUCGUGAAAGCAGGGAGAGAGGAGAGAGGGAAAUACCUAGCACGAACUGCUGUGAAGCAGAAAAAGACUGGAGGAUUGAGCAACAGGCAGAAAGAGCAUAAGAAGGCAAUGCCUCUAGCAGCAAGGAGAGCCAAGGCUGCACGUUCCAGGCAGGAGAAAAAGAAUCGGCAGAAACAUUCCGGCAAGCAGUUUAGAGGGAGGAAAGCUUGGAAGUGACAUUUGGGCAUCAGCCUUUUGUUUGAGACCCCAGCAUUUUACCUUUUGGUUUGACAAACCCGUCCAUAUUUUCCUGUGAUUCGGGAAAAUGAAAUUGCUACAUCCAAAAUCCCAGCCUUCAUGUUUGUCACAAAACAGUUUCUGGUAGGUAUUUGAGGGUAAGCACCCCAGCAAUUUUGCCUAUAGUUUUGUCGUCACCAGCUAUAGAUAUUUGAGUUUUUUGGGGGGGUUAUUCUCGAUUGAUAUUGUUAUGUCCCUAAAUAGAUGAGCUUCUUCCCCCAGCCAAGCAGCUAUUCUUGGAAUUAGGAUAUAGCUGUCCCCACCUAAAUGCUGAGCACCUCUGAUGAGGCUUUUGUAUUUAAAAUAGCAAAUUAAGCUUCAGAUUUGAUGUAAUUCUUUCAGCUUAACUUCCAUAAAUUUUUGUUUACAUUACAGGUUUCAAGUUUCAAACAUACUCGUUUUUUCUC
Molecule: messenger RNA, 3133 nt
Organism: Nymphaea colorata (pocket water lily)
Lineage: Eukaryota; Viridiplantae; Streptophyta; Magnoliopsida; Nymphaeales; Nymphaeaceae
Exons: 15
Coding region: 72-2666 (864 amino acids)
Biological process (GO): ribosomal large subunit biogenesis; ribosomal large subunit export from nucleus
Cellular component (GO): nucleolus
Source: RefSeq, a predicted model, not a curated record